Messenger RNA from Aspergillus terreus NIH2624, 1833 nucleotides. RefSeq names its product transcriptional regulator medA (gene medA). The coding region runs from base 1 to 1833 and encodes 610 amino acids. The transcript has 2 exons. Gene Ontology annotation, cellular component: nucleus. NCBI's taxonomy places the organism in Eukaryota, Fungi, Ascomycota, Eurotiomycetes, Eurotiales, Aspergillaceae. The record is from RefSeq and is a predicted model, not a curated record.
AUGGCCGACCAUGGCAGCCAAAUCUCCGACUGCGUCCCCUACGUGGGCAACAACGAGUAUGCCAGUUCCUAUGAAGAGAGUCGGUCUCCCAUGAUGGGUGGCGAGUCGCGCCAGAUUCCGGAAGUCGUCUCGUAUUCGCCUCAGCGCGGAUCCGAAGGAACGAGGGUCUUUGUGCAGAUCCAGUCGCCGUACGAUCUCCAUACAUCAUCGUACGCUACCCACUACUUGGUCUUUGGAUCGAAAAAGUGCGACUGCGUGCCGCACUUUCUCGGCUUCCAGGAUUCCUCGUUCCAGUAUGCGCUGUCCGUUGAUACGCCGCCCUUCCUCUCCACGGGGUCCCCCUCCUAUGCGGUCCCGUUGCAAGUGGUCCUGGAGGCUCAGAACGACUGUCCGGCGACGACCCUGCAGGUGGGCGUGUACACCUACGAACAGGCGCCCCACGACUCGCCCUCGCAGGAAUCGCGGAAGAGACGCAUUUCCUGCUAUUCUGAGGAGGCGGUGGUCUCCAGACCCACUAAGCGGCCCACGGCGCCUCCGAUGCCAGCAAAGGAACAGUCCCCGGCCUACUCUGCUUCCUACUCGCCGUACCUCCAGUCGUUGCCUGCCGUCAAUGGGUUCGUUGCGCCGUACCCGGGCACCUCGUCUCCCCGGGUGGGAGCGGCGCAGUACACGGCGGUGUCCUCCUCCGUUCCGCCCUCAAUUCGCGCGCCAUCCCCGUUGACGCCCUCCUGGAGCCCGUCCUAUAUCCCCGUCAGCAGUGACCCGCGGACCCCGGGCUUCCCCAUUGGUCAUGGUUUCCGCCAUCACAAGCCCUCUUCGCCCGCUCGGCUCGGGAAUCCCACCCUCAUCCGCACGUCCACUCUGCAGCAUUCCGGAAGUCUGGCGCCGUCGCAGUCGUUCAACCCCUACGCCAUGUACCCCUCCAAGGCGGUGCUGAAGUUGAACGGCGACCUCGACACCAUGACGCAGAACUGGACCAAGGAGGAACGGGAGGCCAAGCGGCGACUGGUUCAGUUUACGCGGGCGCAAAGUGGUAGCACCAUCCACGCCGAUUUCAAGCCUGUGGCGCCUGAGGAACGCGCCCCUAACAGCAUCUGCAUCAGCUGCAUCUACUGGGACGGCAAGGACGACUGCUUCGUCACCAGUGUGGACACCAUUUAUCUGCUGGAGUCGCUGGUGGGCGUGCGCUUCACCGUGGAAGAAAAGAACCGCAUCCGCCGCAACCUGGAAGGAUUCCGCCCGCUGACGGUCUCCAAGGCCAAGCUGGAUAGCGAGGAGUUUUUCAAGGUCAUCAUGGGAUUUCCCGCGCCGAAGCCGCGAAAUAUCGAGAAAGACGUGAAGGUGUUCCCCUGGAAGAUCCUGAGCCACGCGCUGAAGAAAAUCAUCGGGAAAUACUCUGCUAGUUAUUCUUCGACGGCGGGUGCACUCGCCACUCCCAUCAGCUCGAACUACACCACCGGCGCGGCGUCUGACUCGGGCACCGAGCCCCCUAACGCGGGCUCUCCCCAGUCCGUGUCAGACACGGCCGUGUCCAGCACGUAUGGGCCGAGCCUCACGGCCCCAGCGUACUCCCCGGCCACUGACCAUUCCGCUCCGUCCGACAUGCGCGUGGUGCUGCCUUCGGUCAGCCAGUCGUAUCAUCCGAUGGCGGCGCCGUACUCCUAUCCCACGGUGUGCCAGCAACCCAGCCAGAUGGGAUUGGCGGCGCCGGCGAGUCGAUCCUGGGAGAUGAACUCGAUGCUUCCGGCGACGAGUGGCCCGAAUAGCAAUUCGUGCUACCAUUACCUGGCGCCGAUGCCAUACUCGCUUCCGGACCUGUCGCACGGGUCUUGA